AUGUGGACUUUAAGCAGAAUGGGCAGCGCAAAGAGACUUGGAUUCAGUAUAUCUAUAUGUUUGUGCUCGAUGAUGAACUUCAUUACAAUUGUAUUAUCUGGGAGCACAAGACCACCCAGCAGCGGCCAAGGAGAUAGCCUGUCAGACAACCUGCUUCUGCAUCAGCGGAUGAAGAGGAGCUGGGUGUGGAACCAAUUCUUUGUUUUGGAAGAAUACACUGGAACGGAUCCUUUGUAUGUGGGAAAGCGGUUCCGAGGGGGCGAAUACAGUUGUCCCGUCAGUGAUGAGCCCAGUCGUCCCGAGAGCUCGGAUAGCAGGAGGGCGGGCACCUCCGUUAUCCAGGUGACAGCAACAGAUGCUGAUGACCCUACCUAUGGGAACAGUGCCAGGGUAGUCUACAGCAUUCUCCAAGGACAGCCAUAUUUCUCCGUGGACUCCAGAACAGGUUUAAUUAGGACAGCACUAAUGAACAUGGACAGAGAAGCAAAAGAAUAUUACGAAGUGAUCAUCCAAGCCAAAGAUAUGGGUGGACAGCUGGGAGGAUUAGCUGGGACGACCACCGUCAACAUUACCCUCUCCGAUGUCAAUGACAAUCCACCCAGGUUUCCGCAGAAACAUUAUCAGAUGAGCGUGUUAGAAUCUGCUCCAGUCAGCUCUACCGUGGGCCGUGUCCUUGCGAAAGACUUGGAUGAAGGCAUCAAUGCUGAAAUGAAGUAUAGCUUAGUGGAUGGAGAUGGACUAGAUGCCUUUGAUAUUAUGACAGAUCCUAAUUAUCAAGUUGGCAUAAUCACAGUGAGAAAGCCCUUGAGCUUCGAGACCAAGAAAAGCUACACUUUAAAAGUAGAGGGUGCCAAUCCCCACUUGGAAAUGCGCUUCCUCAACCUAGGCCCGUUCCGUGACACUGCGACUGUGCACAUCAGCGUGGAGGACGUGGACGAGCCACCCGUGUUUGAGCCUAGCUUUUAUUUUGUGGAGGUACCUGAAGAUGUGGACAUUGGGACCACCAUACAAAUGAUUUAUGCCAAGGACCCUGAUGUGACCAACAACUCAAUCAGAUACUCCAUUGACCGGAGCAGUGAUCCCGGACGCUUUUUUUAUGUUGAUAUUGCAACCGGUGCUUUGAUGACCGCACGACCCUUGGAUCGGGAAGACGUCGCAUGGCACAACAUCACAGUGUUGGCCGUCGAGAUGAACAACCCUUCCCAAGUCGGCAGCGUUACAGUCACCAUCAGAGUCCUGGAUGUGAAUGACAACGCUCCCGAAUUCCCCAGGUUCUAUGAGACGUUCGUCUGUGAAAAUGCAAAGCCCGGACAGCUGGUUCAGACAGUUAGUGCCGUCGACCAGGAUGACCCACAGGAGGGACAGCACUUCUACUACAGCUUGGCGCCCGAGGCAGCCAACAACCCCAAUUUCACUCUGAGGGACAAUCAAGAAAAUACAGCUUGGAUUCUAACGAGGAGAUCCGGCUUCCGGCAGCAGGAGCAGAACACCUUUUACCUUCCUGUCCUGAUCGCCGAUAAUGGACGCCCCAUGCUGAGCAGCACCGGGACAGUGACCAUCCGCGUCUGCAGCUGCGACGACAAAGGCCUGCUGAUGUCCUGCAACGCAGAGGCCUACGUCCUCCCUGUCACCCUCAGCAGAGGGGCACUCAUUGCCAUCCUGGCCUGCAUCUUCGUCUUGCUGGUGCUGGUGCUGCUGAUCUUAUCAAUGAGAAGACACAGGAAGCAGCCUUACAUAAUCGACGAAGACGAGAACAUCCAUGAGAACAUUGUACGAUACGAUGACGAGGGGGGCGGGGAGGAAGACACAGAAGCCUUUGACAUCGCUGCCCUUUGGAACCCUAGAGAGGCUCAUGUGGUAAUGAAGAGCAGGCAGGACAUGAUGCCCGAAAUAGAAAGCCUCUCCAGAUACGUCCCUCAGGUCUGCACAAUGGACAGCAGCGUUCACAGCUACGUAUUGGCCAAGCUCUACGAAGCUGACAUGGACCUCUGGGCUCCCCCCUUUGACUCUCUCCAGACAUACAUGUUUGAGGGCAAUGGCUCCGUGGCGGAGUCGCUCAGCUCUUUGCAGUCAGUGACUACAGACUCAGAGCAAAACUAUGACUAUCUGACGGACUGGGGGCCUCGCUUCAAGAAGCUGGCGGAAAUGUACGGCGCCACAGAAGGGAAUGGUGGGGGCCUGUGGUAA
This is a messenger RNA of Gekko japonicus, 2187 nucleotides long. RefSeq names its product cadherin 20 (gene CDH20). Gene Ontology annotation, molecular function: calcium ion binding; cadherin binding. Gene Ontology annotation, biological process: homophilic cell-cell adhesion; adherens junction organization; calcium-dependent cell-cell adhesion. The record is from RefSeq and is a predicted model, not a curated record. The coding region runs from base 1 to 2187 and encodes 728 amino acids. NCBI's taxonomy places the organism in Eukaryota, Metazoa, Chordata, Lepidosauria, Squamata, Gekkonidae. Gene Ontology annotation, cellular component: catenin complex; adherens junction; plasma membrane. The transcript has 11 exons.